This is a messenger RNA of Kazachstania africana CBS 2517, 750 nucleotides long. RefSeq lists its product as uncharacterized. The record is from RefSeq and is a predicted model, not a curated record. The coding region runs from base 1 to 750 and encodes 249 amino acids. The transcript has a single exon. Lineage: Eukaryota; Fungi; Ascomycota; Saccharomycetes; Saccharomycetales; Saccharomycetaceae.
AUGUUCGUCGACGAACCAUUGAAUGAACCUAAUAGUAGACAAUCUAAGAUCCAUGACGAUUUUAUUAUAAUGGGUGCAUCCGCAAACGAGAGGAGAGGGUCUGGAUGUGAACAAUCUCAGAGCAAGAUGGCUGAUCCUCGGGGUAAAGGGGUUAAUGAGACGGUUUUUCUUCAAGAUUAUUCCAGUGAUGACUGCGAUAGAAGUUUUAUAGAGCAUUUGACGCAUAGUGAGGCUUAUGUUGGAGAUAAAAAAGUAAGGACAGCGGUCAUGCCAGACAUAUGCCCUGUGACUCCAGAAUUGAACCAGGCUUCUUCAUUUUUAUCACCCAUACCAGUAUCAACAUAUUCGUUAUGUAGCCCAACAGUUGGCAGAGAACCUAAAAAACCUAUUCGUGAAAUUUCUACAGAUCUGAAAACUAGAUUGAAUCAUCUACUGGUUUUACUACAGGAUGAUUCAAAUGAUGAAACCUCUUCCAAUUUGGAGUACUCAAGAACCAGUAAACACAGCUCAAGUUUCAUAGGCGAUAAUAUGCAUACUAUUGCGGAACAUAGCGCGUCUCGAACUGCAUUAAAAUCAAAAGCUGUCGCGGCAAAUCCUGACAAACGUCGGCGUAAAGUCCAGAUUUAUCCUAGCUCAAGAAUUUCAAUGGCCUCUGAUCGUGAAUCUAUUUUAAAUACAAAACGCUAUCUAGCAUGCAACACAAAAGGUACUGCAGCAAAAAAUAGUAGCAAUUAUGGUCUGGGCGAAUAA